Messenger RNA from Scophthalmus maximus (turbot), 9261 nucleotides. RefSeq names its product mex-3 RNA binding family member A (gene mex3a). The coding region runs from base 104 to 1675 and encodes 523 amino acids. NCBI's taxonomy places the organism in Eukaryota, Metazoa, Chordata, Actinopteri, Pleuronectiformes, Scophthalmidae. Gene Ontology annotation, molecular function: RNA binding. The record is from RefSeq and is a predicted model, not a curated record. The transcript is spliced from 2 exons.
AAGGGGGGAAUGGGAAGGAGGAGGGGGCGAGGAGGAGGCGGCACGGGUGCUGUUUCUCCAGUCUCUUUCCUCUGUCUUUGUCUCACACACUCUUUUGUUAGCCAUGCCUAGCCUGCUGGUUCUAGCAGGGAUCAUGGAGAAAAACGGGGGCUACGGCGGGGAUCUGGCCGGCUCCGGCUUCGGCAGCGAGGGUCUCCUCGUGCCGCCCGACGAGGAGGAAGACGACUCCCGUGCCCUCAGGGUCGCGCUGGGCCAGCUGUCGCUGCUUGGGCUCGGGGAGGGCGAGGACGGCGGCGGAGCCCCGACCACGGGAGUGCAGGACCGGAGCAACAAUAACAACAACCACCACAACCACCACCACCACCACGCGAACAGCGGCGGGGACGCGGCGAUCCUGCAGGGCAAGAGCAAGUUGUGCGCGCUGUACGAGAGCUCCUCGAGCGAGACGAAGGGACGAGGCUGCAACAUAACAGAAUGCGUCCCAGUGCCCAGCUCCGAACAUGUGGCCGAGAUAGUGGGGAGACAAGGUUGCAAGAUCAAAGCCCUGCGGGCCAAGACCAACACCUACAUCAAAACCCCCGUUAGAGGAGAGGAGCCUGUUUUCCUGAUCACUGGCCGGAAAGAGGAUGUUGCACUGGCCCGCCGUGAAAUCAUCUCUGCUGCAGAGCACUUCUCCAUGCUCAGGGCAUCCCGCAACAAGCUGGGGGUGUCCUUCAGCGGCUCCCCACCCACACCUUUGCCAGGUCAGACCACCAUUCAGGUGAGAGUGCCAUACCGUGUUGUGGGGCUGGUAGUGGGGCCUAAAGGCUCCACCAUCAAACGCAUCCAGCAGCAAACCUGUACCUACAUCGUCACUCCCAGUCGAGACCGCGACCCUGUCUUUGAAAUCACAGGGUCACCGAGCAACGCCGAGCGAGCCCGCGAGGAGAUCGAAGCACACAUCGCCUUCCGAACGGGAGGCCUGCACGACCACAAUAAUGAGAAUGACUGUAUGGGGCCGAAUGGUGGAAGCAGCCCAGUGGGCAGCAGUGGUGGUCUAGAGAGCCGGCUACAGCAGGUGUGGGGGCUGCAGGGGGGCCAGCGCAAGCCUCUCACCAGCAGCUACCGCCAGAACUUCUCAGAUGCCAUGGUUGGAGGGGGAGGGGGAAGUGACGGAGGGGGAAUCUACAACAAGGGCAACUUCAACAGCUCUGGAGAGAAGCCAUGCUCUUAUUUUGGAUCGGAGGGGACCCAGAGCUGGGGCGACCCAGACUACCCCAAACAGGUGGCCUUCUACGCCCAGCAGCGUUCCAAGAGCUUCGGAGGCCUCCCACUCCCCCUGACCAGACUCUCCCCCGGCCUAACCGAGUCUUGUGGAGAUGGGAGCACCAACAACUCUUCAGUCACCAGCAUUGUGCCCAUAGCCAGCUCACCUCACGCCCAGGCCCGCCGCGCCCACAGUGAACCCACCUCAGCCGGCGAGGGCUUCCCAGGCCGUCUGCCAGUUCCGGACUCACCACCGGCCACUGUGCGGGACUGCAUGACCUGCUUUGAGAGCAAAGUGACGGCUGCCUUGGUGCCCUGUGGCCAUAACCUCUUCUGCAUGGAGUGCGCCAUCCGAAUCUGUGAGCUCAACCACCCGGAGUGCCCAGUGUGCCACACCCAGGUCACACAGGCCAUCCGAAUAUUCUCUUAAGGAACCACAUCAGUUUUUAUUCAUUAGUUUUGUCAGUGUUUGUUCAAUAAUUAUUUACUGUUAUAAUGAUUAUUAUUAUGAUACACAUUUUUGUUUUUCAGAAAAUUUAAAAACAAUCAAGCAGAUAUUUUAGAAGGCACUGCUUGCUUUACUAAAAAGUAUGAGAAAUAUUUUUAAGUUUUUCUUUUAUAUAUAUAUGCAUAUAUAUUUUAUAAAAGUUUUGUUUAUAAGAGAAGUAUAGUACCCUGCAUUUUCAGUUUUUUGACUGCUGCUGUUUUUCAUUCAUGAAUCACAGAGUAGGCAGAGGUAGUAAUGUGAACAUUUUAUUAUUGAAAUUUUUAUUUUAUCAUGAAGUUGGUUUAUACUGAAGAAAGAAGAUGAUUGUUAGGGUACCCAAUCUGCACCUGACUGACCUAGAAAGUCAAUGUUGUUAUUAGAAGGGAGAGAGAAAAAAAUAGUUUUCAUUGCACCUUACAAUCAUCUUGGUCUAAAAUAGGAUUGUCAAUCAUACCUUGAAAUUUCAGGAGCUGAUGUGAAGGUGAACUCAGCCUUUUCAGUUGACUGUGAUUGUGGUUUGAUAUAAUUGGUUCAAAGCAGAUAUUAAUUUCAUCAAAAUGAAAAUGUGAAAUAAAUUGGUUCUAGCUGAAGCAUUGUAAUCUUUACGAGAAAACAAAAAACACCCCUUAUUUCAUUCUAAUAACUUCUAUAGUCUUAUAGACCAGAUCCAUGCUAAAAAAGAGAUAGAGCAUUACAUCAUUUAUUUAUAGUAAUUAGUUAAAAUUUAUUGGUACCAUUAUUCACAGAGAAGGAUGAAAGCUAUUAGUAAAACUUUUCUGUUCAGCAGCCUUACACCUUGGUCACUGCAGUUUGUUGAAAAGAUUCAGUAAUGGUUGCUCCUCGUGGCACUUGAAAAGCAUGUGGUCCCUCGGUUGGCUUAAAGCACUGAUUUAAUUUGUGAGGCCGAAAGCCUUGGAAUUCAUCCAGUUGGCUAGUUCUCGACAUCUGUCUCCCCGAUGGACUUGUUUCAAAGCCACCUUAACCGCGCUUUAUUGUCUUGCGUGGUCAUUUGGCCACAGCCGCCGAGCGAUAUAGGACAAUGCAGGAGCCCCAGUCAACAAGCGCCUCUCUGAGGCAGUGCGCUGUAAAUAAGGAGGCGAAUUAGGAUGUGGACAGAGGCCGAGCAAAACUGCAAAAUGUUUCCUGAAUCAGCAGCAGAUUAAAACAGUUGACACUGUAAAAUACACAGUCCCAAAUCGGUAAUCCUUCCUUCACGUCGUCAUUAAUAACGGAAUUAUGUGUGCGCUCCGAGGGGCCUGCUGUCUCCCCUGUAAUUAGCAGAGCUGGACAGGAGCAGGUGUUUCGUGGCACAGUGCGGCCGUGACCCCGAAUUGGAAGUCUUGCCUAGCCCCCUUUUCUUUCUGUCUUCUCUUCGGGAGUGGCUUUUAUGUCUCUCCUGCUUACAGUUCGAUCGUUCGCUUUUUGAAGGCCUCGCCAAGUGGGGCGUAUUGUACAGGCCCGGCUGCAGCGUGGGCUGCCGAGCGCUUGGACACGGCCUGGAUCUACUCAUUGAUAAUUAGGCAAAUGGGUUUGGUCCAGGUGCGGACCGCGUGUGGACUCUGGAGCUGUGCGAGGGGGGUACGAGGGGGGUCUCGCAGCGAGCCCCUCACCGCCCCGCCCCACUGUAACAAGCACAGAGGGGGCUGGAUGGUCUGGAUGCAGCUGGGCCAAUGGGACCCCCUCCUCUGCUCUCUCUUGCCCCUUCCUCCCUCCUUUUCCCUCUCCUUUUCUGCUGCUCUGAGCUAUCUCUACUGGGGAGAGGGGGCCUCUUUUGUCCAUAAACACACACACACACACACACACACACACACACACAAACUCUGAAAGACAGUAGCUGAAUUUUUGCAUUGCCUGUGCAAUUGGGGGAGGCUCAGGAGCAAAAUAAAUUAACUAUAGUUAUCAGGACAUACACCAGUUACCUACACACUCACACACAAAACAUGUGAAAUUUGCAUUGGUACUGUUGGUGUGUGUGUCUGCCAGUGCAGAUCGAAGUUUCAAUAAAGGCCCCCCUGACACUCCACCCCAGCCAACCCACCUACCCCACGUCAGCUCGCUACUGUAUGGGACAUCCUGCAGCUGCCCCUUCACUAUAGACACCCGGGCUUCAGCCAAUAGCGGCCCUCGCUUUGAGCUUCCAGAAUGAAAUCAGACAAUUCUAAUUGACAGGAAAGCAGAGGAAACGCCCCAUUUAACCAGCACUCAUGCUGAAUCAAAUUACACACCCUCUGCGUCUGCCUUAGCCCCAGCCUGGGGAUUUCAGAGGGCUAGAGGAGAGGGGAUGGGGGGAAGGGAUUAAAGCUGUUGAAUGGAUUUUUUUUUGGGGGGGGGGGGGGCAGAGAAGUACGUUCCGAGACAGAUGAGACCCCGCAGAGCUAGCAAAUUUUAUUGAUCAUUCAUGUGUUGCAGUUUUGAGUUGUCACGUGGGCCACUAGUGACGACAGGGAACACUUGUGAUUCAACUCGGCUUCUGUCUAAAAAAAAAAAAACAUCAACGACAUUUAAAGCAGGCCACUCGCAUUACACGUGGCCAGCAGCAAAAGCACUGUACUUGCAAAAAGUACCCCCGAAAUCUAUUAGAUGUAGAAAUAAAGAAUUAUGAUUUUUAUGGAUGGAGAAAUUUGGCCGGUUUGGCCUAAGCUUUCAACGUCAAAAUUCAAGGCAGUUGUUGUGACGCUGCACUUCGAACUUAGUAUUUUACGAUUUUUGUUUUCUGCCUUAAUAUUUUUUUAUCUAAAAAUUGUCAUUACUUUUGCAUACAAGGUAGCAACUUUGGCCUUUUGACAGUACCGCCCCCCCAAACGACUUUUGAAGUACUUAUUUUUAGAGGAAAGAAUGUGAAUCAAAAUACUGGGGAAUAGAGGGAUUCAGGAAAUUAGGCCCUUAAAACACUUAACUUAAAAUAUAGGAGUAAAGCACCUUAUUACAAAAAAGAAAAAAAGCGCAUUUGAUUUAUACCAAACCGACCGCUGAUGGUGAAAUAUAUUUCAUAGAAUUUGAAAGACAUGCACGUAAGGAUUCCCUAUCAUUUUCUGUAUUAUGGAGGUUCUUGUUAUUCUUAAUACUACAGUAGUACUAUAGUGGUAAUGUGGGAGACUUCUCGUCCAUUUGGUCAAUGCUGAGGACUUUUGCACUGGUUUAAUGAAGAGAGGGCUUAUUGGCGAUUCUCCCAGUUUGUAUACGCUGUAUAAGUUAAUGAGUAUUGUACUUUAUGGGAAAGCACUCUGAGCAUCUAUGUAAAUACAGUAUGUGUAUCAGUUAUGAACAUCCAAAGGCCCGCUUGAAGUGAGGUUUUGAUUAUUUUUACAGACUGAAAAGAGUCAUUGUCAAUGUUUCUAGCAUAUGGAAUUCAAAAAUGUUUCUGGGUUUUAGGGAGAGCAAAUCUUUAAUAUAUGUGUCCCAUCACCCUUUUGACAAUAAUAGUAUAUUAGAUAGAUCCAUACAUUUUAAGAAAUAUUGUUAUUUAAAACUGAUUAACCUAGUAUUUCAUCCAAAUAUAUAAAUGAGAAAUUAACCAGACACUACUAUAAACUGUAAUAGUGAAUAACCUUUAUCAAGCCGCUGGUGUAUAAAUCCAAUCUCAAAUAAAAAGUCGAAUGAAUAGUAUGUGUAAUAACCUAACCCCUUCAGAUUAAUUUCGUUUCUACGUAUAUUAGGACGAAAAGCAAUAAUAGGACUAUACUGGGACAAUAAACAGGGGAGUCUGCUCAGUUAGUUCUUUCAACAAUGUUUAGAUAUUGACCUUUGUUAUUAGGAUAAUAACCUGCUGCAUUUCUGCCUCAUAUCUGCUUGAAAUUCAUUGUGGAUUGAUGCCAGCGUAGUCACAGAUAUAAUUAAUUAGUUACAGGUUCAGAGUAGGUCAUUGUUCUUGUUGUGCUCGUCAGGGUCUUAGUCAUUUCAUUGCUUAAUUAUUAUUUUAUUUAGGGUUAAGGGUUACAGACUGGGUCAAGACAAACUUAAGGAAUCCUUCUCCUGAUGAAAAUGAUGAAACUGCAGUUAUCUGUGACUUCUCACUGAGGUUUGUCUAGUUUGAAAAAAGAACUAGUAACUUAGCGUCUGACAGACUGAUGUCUUGAAGGCUUUGGUCAUAAAUGUUCAUGCGGCAGUGAGAGGUGGAGGGCAGGGCAACAGGAUGUGACGUACUGCCCCGCUCACUCUUUUUACUCAAGUCAUGCUGCCCACGUGGAGAGCUUUGACCCUUCACACUCGCUACUCUAUGCUCAUUACACAGGGACAGGCGAGUUAUUUAUAGCAUAUCUUAACAUGAGUUCUGUUUACAUUGUGAUAAGUUUCGGAUUUCAGGGCAUCUACUUUUCAUCUGUAUUGUUUCUGGGGGUUGUCUUUUUUUGUGUGGAGAGAAAUAGGUCAGACAUAGCCAAAGAAUAAAUCACAAGGAGAGGACAUGAACUAACUUUUAUCACUCGAGGAAACCUGUUUUAGCAUAAAAAAAAUCAGCGUGGCGUAGAGUUGAUCGAAUUAAGAAAUUAUUACUCUUGUUUACCCACAAGUCUUAGAGGCCAUUCAGUCGAUAUCUGUAAAAUGAAGGCAUAUCAUGUUUCAGUGUUGUAAGAUUAGUUUAAUACUACAGAGGCGCCGGUAACAGACUAACUUCUCCCAAAGAGACCCGCUUACAGCACAUCCUGGCACUUACAGUCCUUUGAGUAGUUUUCUAUUGCUCUGGUUUUAUUGUUGGGGGGGCGUCUAGGGAAUCUUUUAGUCUUUCUGAAACACUUGACUAAGCUAAGAGAAGUUGAGAUUUUUUUUAAAAGCAACUGCCCAGUAAAGAAAUCGAAUGAGAAGGACAAUGACAAGCCAGUAAAAACAAAAAUGAAAAUCAGGAGGAAUUCCUCAUUUUUAAGACCCUCAGAUUAAACGGUAAGGGGAUAACCCCCUGGAUGUAAACAAGGUGACAGGGAUAUUUGUGAGUGAACAAAACAAACACUGUGGUUUUAGUUUUAAAAAAUCGCAUAGAGAGACAUUAAACUGUAUCCUUGAGUUUAACUGCAUGUUAGUGAAAUAUAGUACAGUAGGUAAGAUUUAUCAGGAAAUUACAAAAAAAAAAGAUAAGAUCACAUAAGGAAAUCAUCCGCCUGAUACCUGAAGUGUAUAAAAAGCUUUAAGACCUUAAAGUUAACAACGGUUUCAAAUCGUAUAUUUACCGUGUAAUCUAACUAAUUGAUACAUAAAUUUUAAUUAUAAUUCUUAAGAAAAAUGCUACGGUGUAAGUUUCAUUUGUCCGACUCGCCCAGUAUGAAAUACUUUUUAAUGACAUGGAGCGACAAAGGGGGGAAGGGUGACACACAGUGACACUUGAUUCAUUAAGUUCUUGUUAGUAUUAUUUACAAUAUUGUAUUAAGCUUACUAUUAUAGUAAUGGUAGAAACUGUUGAUGUUUUUCUUCUCUUGAUAUGAAAAGGUCUUUAUGCAUUUGUGUAGAAUCCCUUUUUGAGGAGUGAUAGGAAAUCCUUAUUUUCAAUGGAUGCACUUAAGCAAUUGUACCAACCUGUUGAAAUCACACAUUGAGCAAGUAAUGCAUUUGAAUGUAAAAAAGUAAAAAAAAAAGAAAAAAAAAAGACCACUCAACUUAAUGCACUCCUUACGCUUAUUGUUUUGUCAAUUUACAUGUGAGCUUUAAGUUUUUGUUUAUUUUCUUAUUCCUUUUUUGGGGGAGAAAGAAAUUGCAACAGGUUUUCAAUGUAGACUAUAUUUGAGUUCUUCCACAUACAUUUAUAGAAAGUAACCUAAAAAAAAAAGCAUAUUACAGUUUCUCGAAUCUAUUUUGCUAACAUGGGUUAUUAUUUCAUAGAAAGCAGAGGAAAGAAAAAAAAGUCAGUAUCUGGAUGUUAUUUAUGAAAAGUUAAAAAUAAAAAUAAUGAAGCAACAUAUUUAUGAGUAACCUCAAGACAUUUUGUUUUUUAAUUAAAAUGACAAGAAGUUAAUAUAUUUCUAAACACAGGGCAGUCAGUUUCUACUAAUAAGUAAAAUGAGAAAAAGAAGUUUAGAAGUUUUAUUUAUGGAAGUUACGGAUGCUUGUGUUGUCCACACGCUUCGUUGUAAAAUGAAGUCGAUGGAGCGGGAGUUUCCCCAUGGCUUAAAUUUUGACUUCAGACGUGCUAACUUCAACACCAGUGCGUUCACAAUGGAAUGAUGACAGAAAAUAAUAUAAUAUUUUUUAGAAUUUGGAGAUAUUUUAGUCACAGAGCAUCAAUUUUGUGCCUCAAUUAUAUAUAUAUAUAUUUUUCCCUGCAUCAGCAUUCAUUGUGCAGUGCUGCUUGCUGUAACCCCCUUUCUCCCCUUCAACGAACCCCAUGUUACUGACUUGACACACAUUACUCAUUUCCUCUGUAAUCUAAACUCGCUUUUACUUAUCAGACGGGACAAAAACAUGUUACAACUGCGGCGCUUGGGAUGAACGAGGCGGCUGUGACCCUUUCGCCAGUAGGGCCACUGUUAACUUGUACACACUUUCAUUCAUACAUUUUCAACGUCUACUACUCAGACAGUUUGUGAUCGAUGGCAAAGCAGAGCGUAAUCGGCUCAAACAAAGUCUUUUACGGGAGACUUUCCCUAAUGUGUUAAUUAAGAAGGAGCGGAGGCAUCUAGGAGCGGACUGUGUAGUAGAUCUAUGUAGCUAGACGCACACAUAUACACACAACAGAUUCAUUACCGUACUAGGUUGCAUGUAUGUUGUAUGGUCACUUAGAAAUUGGGGAAACGGCACAGGUCCUACAUUAAAUAACGCCGGCGCACUUGGGCCGUUUCUCCUCCGUAGAGUUUCAUAGUUGGUAUCUCUUUGGAAAGUUGACACGGGUUUGCAGCCACGUGAUUACGACCGUUUCAGUCCCCAACGGAAAAAAAGUUGGAUUUUGUACUCUGUUACCGGUUAGUGAUGAAAGACUGUUCGCAACCUCAUAUUGAAUUGACUUGAAGUGAACUCGGCUUGUGCACGAGCUGAAGGGGUUUAAAGAAAACUUGACAAAAAAAACACUAGAAGUGCACAUUGUUCUGCCGCACAUAAAGGAUUCGGGACUGAAGCGGUGCUUCGCUGGUGAAGCUCGCAACCUUUUCCAAAGAGGCCAAUAGAGUCUGACAGUUUGUCUUUGGUAGCGUUUCCAAUUUUUCCAGCACAGUAGAGUUGUUUCAUACCGGUCUAAUAGUGGUCGUAGUGCAUUAGUUUUUGGGCCAGCAUCACCUGGCAUUAGUUUCUCUGUGAACAGUGAAAGAGGGUUGCCACUGUGACCCUCCGUGGCUGACCGUCAACUUUGAUGGAUGGGAAAAAGAAAAAAAAAAAAAGACGACAAAGUCUUUGAACUCUGUUACAGUGUGCCGUGCCCUUACAAGGCAUGUGAUAAUUGCAGGUUUAUUUCUUAUAGCACAUGUUUUUUUUGUGAAUUACAUGAUUUUUUGGAGACAUUUUUAUUAUUAUUAUUAUUAUUAUUGUAUCUGCGCCAUGCUAGUUCUGGUUCUUUGUUAUUUUUCCAAGAUUCAAGAUGUAUUGUAAAUGUUUCUAAUAAAACAAAAAUGAAAUGA